This is a messenger RNA of Pyricularia pennisetigena, 693 nucleotides long. RefSeq lists its product as uncharacterized. Gene Ontology annotation, cellular component: cytoplasm. The transcript has 3 exons. NCBI's taxonomy places the organism in Eukaryota, Fungi, Ascomycota, Sordariomycetes, Magnaporthales, Pyriculariaceae. The record is from RefSeq and is a predicted model, not a curated record. Gene Ontology annotation, biological process: positive regulation of cytoplasmic translation. Bases 1 to 693 code for a protein of 230 amino acids. Gene Ontology annotation, molecular function: translation regulator activity; zinc ion binding; single-stranded RNA binding.
AUGUCUUCGCUAUCUCGCCGUGCCUGCUACAAGUGUGGCAAUGUUGGUCACUACGCCGAGGUUUGCUCCUCUGCUGAGCGCCUCUGCUACAACUGCAAGCAGCCUGGCCACGAGUCUAACGGCUGCCCUCUUCCCCGGACCACUGAAGCCAAGCAGUGCUACCACUGCCAGGGCCUUGGCCAUGUCCAGGCUGACUGCCCGACUCUUCGUCUGAGCGGCGCCGGUUCCAACGGCCGCUGCUACAGCUGUGGCCAGCCGGGCCAUCUGGCUCGUGCCUGUCCCAACCCUAAUGGCGCCAACAUGGGACGCGGCGCCCCUGUUCCUCGUGGAGGCUACGGUGGCGGAUUUAGCGGUCGCGGCGGUUUCGCCGGCGGUGCUCGCCCUGCCACGUGCUACAAGUGCGGUGGACCCAACCACUUCGCUCGUGACUGCCAAGCACAGGCGAUGAAGUGUUACGCCUGUGGAAAGCUGGGUCACAUCUCACGCGACUGCACUGCCCCCAACGGAGGGCCACUGAACACUGUAGGCAAGACCUGCUACCAGUGCGGCGAGGCUGGACACAUCUCGCGACAGUGCCCGACCAAGGCCACCGCCAACGGUGACUCUAACAACGCCGCCCCCGCCCAUAACGAUGCCCCCAUGCCCGAUGCUGCCGCUGUUGCCCAGGCCCCUAUUGCUGCGCCUGUUGUUUAA